Messenger RNA from Salvelinus fontinalis (brook trout), 4817 nucleotides. RefSeq names its product choline transporter-like protein 1. Gene Ontology annotation, molecular function: transmembrane transporter activity. The transcript is spliced from 7 exons. Lineage: Eukaryota; Metazoa; Chordata; Actinopteri; Salmoniformes; Salmonidae. Gene Ontology annotation, biological process: transmembrane transport. The record is from RefSeq and is a predicted model, not a curated record. Gene Ontology annotation, cellular component: membrane. The coding region runs from base 103 to 531 and encodes 142 amino acids.
UCUGCCUGUUCUCCUGGCUGGUGGCCCACUGCUUCCUGUCUGUCUUUGAGAUUGUGGUGGACGUGCUCUUCCUCUGCUUCGCCGUGGACACCAAGCACAACGAUGGCAGCCCCGGCCGAGAGUUCUACAUGGACAAAGAACGCCUACACGGCCACAGCGAUCAACAGCACCAGUUUCUGUACGUCGGCGUGCGAUGCGUUUGUCAUCCUGGUAGAGAAUGCCCUCAGAGUGGCCACCAUCAACACCGUGGGGGACUUUGUCCUCUUCCUGGGAAAGGUACUGAUCGUCUCCUGCACAGCGUUCGUCGGCGUACUGUCGCUCAACUACCAGCGGGACUACACGGUGUGGGUGCUGCCCCUGCUCAUCGUCUGCCUGUUCUCCUGGCUGGUGGCCCACUGCUUCCUGUCUGUCUUUGAGAUUGUGGUGGACGUGCUCUUCCUCUGCUUCGCCGUGGACACCAAGCACAACGACGGCAGCCCCGGCCGAGAGUUCUACAUGGACAAAGCCCUCAUGGAAUACAUCUGGCCCUGACCCCAUCCUAUCCUCUACGAUGCAUCUGGCCCACUACAACCUGGGCAUCGUGGCCAAAGUCUCCUUUAUCAUCACCCUGGUGGAGAUCCCUGGCCUUAUCCUCACCUACAUCCACAACCAGCUCAAAAGAAAACAAUAAAUCUCAGCUGUCGUCUAUGCUGCAUCUUGCCUGCAUCUGGCCUGGGCUUCGUGACCAAAGGCUCCUUCAUCAUCACCCUGGUGGAGAUCCCUCACCUCAUCCUCAUCCUACAUCCACAACCAGCUGAAAGGAAAAGAGUUUGUAGAGAACAGUUAGAAUAUGCCGGAAGGGAUCGGGCGAGGCAGAUGGAGACGGUCGUGAGAUGAAGCCCAUAGACCUGAUCCCUAGGACCAUACGUCGGGACUACCGGCCGUGGUGACUCCUUGCUGGCCCCAGUCCGCCUGGCCUUGCUGCUAUUCCAGUUUCAACUCUUCUGCCUGUGGUUAUGGAACCCCUACCUGUCCCAGACCUGCUGUUUUCAACUCUUAAUGAUCGGCUAUGAAAAGCCAACAGAUUUAUUCCUGAUUAUUAUUUGACCAUGCUUGUCAUUUAUGAACAUUUUGAAAAUCUUGGCUCUCUCUAAUUUUCUCCUUCUCUCUUUCUUUCUCUCGGAGGACCUGGGCCCUAGGACCAUGCGUCGGGACUGCCGCCCGUGGUGACUCCUUGCUGUCCCCAGUCCGCCUGGCCUUGCUGCUAUUCCAGUUUCAGCUGUUCUGCCUGCGGUUAUGGAACCGCCACCUGUCCCAGACCUGUUGUUUUUCAACUCUUAAUGAUCAGCUAUGAAAAGCCAACUGAAAAUUAUUCAUGAUUAUUAUUUGACCAUGCUUGUCACUUAUGAACAUUUUUGAACAUCUUGGCAUAGUUCUGUUAUAAUCUCCACCCGGCACAGCCAGAAGAGGACUGGCCACCCCUCAUAGCCUGGUUCCUCUCUAGGUUUCUUCCUAGGUUUUGGCCUUUCUAGGGAGUUUUUCCUAGCCACCGUGCUUCUACACCUGCAUUCUAGCUGUUUGGGGUUUUAGGCUGGGUUUCUGUACAGCACUUCGAGAUAUUAUCUGAUGUACGAAGGGCUAUAUAAAAUAAAAUUGAUUGAUUGAUGUCUUUACACGUUAGCUAGCUAACGAACUUAACGGUCGCGCAGUCCCUCUACCACCAUCUCUAUGAUGGACGACACCUUCUCCAACUGGUCCACAUUAAUGGUCUCUCAGCUCCCUUCUUCUUAGCAGCCGACUUGAUGUCGGACCACUUCUUUUUUACGGCAUCACUGUCCCUUGACAUACCCCCGACGGCAGAGACAGACUCGGCCACUCUCGCCCAUCCAUUCUUGUUGGUCUCAGCAGUGACUCCGCAGUUAUCAAGUCUCCCCAACAGCAACCUCUUCCUGGCUGCUAUUUCCUCCACCACCACUUCAAUCUCUUUUCUUGGUUAUUCAUUUUUUGAUUUUGAUAUAGCUAGUCUGAUGGCUAUAAUGUGUAAUAAUUAACAAAAUCCGAUCAUCCCUGUCACAUAGGCUUAUUUAUUGGUUUCAAGCACAUCACUAAUGUCAAUGCCACAUAAGAUAUAUAAGUUCUUAAUAAAGAUAUUUAUGAAAACUACGAAUUGCUAAGAACAUUUUGAGGAAUUGCAUUUACGAACUGUCUUAUGAACGUCCUAUUUUUUCCUUGGGAAACUUCAUCCGUUUUUUCAUAAGUAAUGUUUUGUGAAUCCGACCCCAGAGUCACAUCCAUUGCAAACUGCUGCGUACCUAUUCAGUUGGACUUUAGGCAGCUUCUACAUCUCUUUAUUCAGUAUCUCCUCCAGCGGAGACACAGAACUCCCCACAGUCCCCACACACGUCACUGUGAACACUGACCUCAGACCAGUCCUUGGUGAGUGGAGGGGUGCACACUAGGGAUAGGAAGCUCUGGAGAAGCUGGAGACGGUCGUCAGUGUGUGAGAGCUGCUUCAGCUCAGUGCUUCUCCUCUUUAGCUCAGUGAUUUCCUGCUCUAGCUCUUUAACGAGCCUUUCAGCCUGCCUCUCUACUGCUUUCUGCUUCUCCACAAUUACCAAGCUCAACCUGGCUUUUCUCAAUGGAGUGCACCAGAGCAGUGAAGACCUGCAAGCUGUCUGCUAUCUCCCUCUCUGUCUCUCUCUUGCUGAGAUCUACUGAGAGUUUGAUCUCUAACCUUCUGCAGUCGCUCCUGGAUAAUCUGCUGCACUUCUGCCUCAGUUUUCCCCAGCUGAGCCUUCCUCUCUCCAGACUAUUCCUCUGUAGGGACAGUGUAAUGUUAGUCAUGUGGUCUGCCUCAGUGCAGAACUGACACACACACAGGUCUCGUCAGUCCUACAGAACAGCUCCAGGAGUCUGUCAUGCUUCUUACACUUCCUGUCUUCCAGGUUCUCCACAGGGUCGAUCAGUUUGUGUCUCUUUAAAGGUGGGGCUAUCUGAUGAGGCUCCAAGUGAUUCUCACAGUAAGAGGCCUGGUAGGUAGCCUAGUGGCAGCAUGUAGCCUAUUGGUUAAGAGCCUUGGGCCAGUAACCAAAAGGUUGCUGGUUUGAAUCCCCAAGCUGACUAGGUGAAAAGUCUGUUGAUGUGUCCUUGAACAAGGCACUUAACCCCAAUUGCUCUGGAUAAGAGUGUCUGCUAAAUGACAAAAGUGUAAAGGCAAGACACACCAUUCGGGGCCUUGUGCUUUGUCCCACUGCAGACAUCACAAUGUAGUUUGACUGGGGACUUGUCUGUCAUCUAUUUACAACCUUUCUGAAGGUUAUGUUAACACAAAGCUCAGGCUGUCUGUAGAAGUUUUCCUUAAACAGUGGACAUUGACACAGGUCCUGGCUGUCCCAGUACUUCGACACAAGACCGUGGAGAAGUUGUGUACACAUGAAGUGGUGACUGGCUCACAUCCAGACAGUAGACAACAAUGCAACAUACCGGAACAAAACAAACUAGGCAAGAUAUGUUGUAGGCAGAAUGCUUCCGAGUAGGAUUCUAUUGCAGUGACACACGACUCAACUCAUACUCUACAAAGACCGGUGAGGCAGAACCAAUCAGAGAUGCAGUAGGCCUAUACAGUGCAUUCGGACCCCUUCACUUUUUCCACAUUUAGCUAUGUUACAGCCGUAUUGUAAAAUGGAUUUCCCUCAUCAAUUUACACGCAAUACCCCAUUAUGACAAAGGAAAAACAGGUUUUUAGAAAUGUAAGCGAAUUCAUAAAUGUAAAAUUGAAACAUUACAUUUAUGCAAGUAUUCAGACCCUUUACUGACUCAGUACUUUGUUGAAGCAUCUUUGGCAGCGAUUACAGCCUUGAGUUUACUUGGAUAUGACACCACAAGCUUGGCAUACCUGUACUGGGGAGUUUCUCCCAUUUUUCUCUGCAGAUCCUCUCAAGCUCUGUCAGGUUAGAUGGGGAGCAUCGCUGCAUAGCUUUUUACAGGUCUCUCCAGAGAUGUUCGAUCAAGUUCAAGUCCGGGCCACUCAAGGACAGAGACUUGUCCUGAAGCCACUCCUGCGUUGUUUUGGCUGUGCGCUUAGGGUCGUUGUCCUGCUGGAAGCUGAACCUUCGUCCCAGUCUGAGGUCCUAAGUGCUCUGGAGCAGGUUUUCAUCAAGGAAAUCUGCACUUCGUUCCAUUCAUCUUUCCCUCGAUCCUUACUAGUCUCGGAGUCCCUGUCUCUGAAAAACAUCCCCACAGCAUUAUGCUGCUACCACCAUGCUUCAGAGGAGUAGGGAUGGUAUUAGCCAGGUGAUUAGCGUGACGCUUGGCAUUCAGGCCAAAGAGCUCGAUCUUGGUUUCAUCAGACCUCCCAGAUAUAAGCCCUUCUUACCCAAUUGUCAGUUGCCUCGGCGGCCAGCUCAAGGAAGAGUCUUGGUUUUACAUUUUAUAUAUAUAUAUUUUUUAUAUUGAUGGGGCACUAUAACUACAUGGGAGUUAAAUUGGUACAGCACUCUCACUCACGGGUGCACUAUAGCCUCUUACAAGGCACACCUGAAAAUAUAUAAAUAAGCCAGAAACAAAAAUACAAUUUUUGCCAAAGAUACAGCACGGUAUUCUAUGGGGUGGAAUUGCAGUACCAUUCAAAAUACAGCAAUUAUUUCCACACAAUUUACAGUAUGCUGCAGUAAAACAUUUGAGUAUUUUACAGUUAAUACCCAAAAUUGUCGUAUGAAUUAGUUUUACGUUACAGUCUACCUCUGCUUUGUCUAACAGGUGAGCAGAAGUUCCACAUUAUCAGUGAAACCAGGAAUACGGUUGAGCUCCAGGGCUACCCAGGAGACAACGGAUACUGG